This is a messenger RNA of Fomitiporia mediterranea MF3/22, 1487 nucleotides long. RefSeq lists its product as uncharacterized. NCBI's taxonomy places the organism in Eukaryota, Fungi, Basidiomycota, Agaricomycetes, Hymenochaetales, Hymenochaetaceae. The coding region runs from base 189 to 1343 and encodes 384 amino acids. The transcript has 6 exons. The record is from RefSeq and is a predicted model, not a curated record.
GUUCGGUUCCCUUUCCCUUCCUUUGAGCAUUAGGUCUUGACGGCCGUUUCUUUUCAUCCUACCUUCGUUUCGCUUCAGACUUGAUUGCCUGGUGCAUUCGCUCUUCUUUUGUUUAUCGAACCGGCUCCUAGUGUUUGGAUCUUGGUCUGCUUCAUCCUCUUCUCCCGAUUUUGUUUAGAUUUUGCAAGAUGACACGCUUUGCGUCCAUUUCUGUGGUGGUUCUCUCUGCAGUGGCCGCUUUGACAAGUGUUCACGCUGCACCUAUCCGUGCAAGGCAAACUGUCACACAAACCGCUGAUAACUUCAAGGCACUUGAUUAUGCGCAGUUCCAGAUCUCAGAUGGCGUAGCUGGAAAUGCAGCUGCUGAGGCCAACGCAGUCUUUGUGGACCCAUUCGCGAACACUGACCUCUCAACGAUAUCCGAUACAGUGCGCGACGCAAUAGAGACGAUGCGCGAGGCCGCUGAGAGCGCCGAGACGGAUCAGUUCAACCCUGCAAUUGAUGCGGCCACUGGUGCUGAAAAGGACGCGUUGCAAGUCGGGAAGAUCAAGAACAAAGUUCUCAAGCUUACCGGCGAAGUCCAAGUGCUUAACAUCAAGAUUGCGCAAGCGCAGGCUUCUGGUGAUGAUACGUCGGAUCUUGAGAGCCAGCUGGCAGAAGAGCAGAAGAAGCUUGACACGAACAUUGCAACUGACAAAGCGAGUGCCGGGCAGACGUCCCAGGGAGUUGUUAAUUCUUCCGGUUCCUCUGGGUCUGCUUCGGGCUCUGCAUCUUCUACUGCUUCCGUUUCCGCUUCAGAUGUGGCUGCAGCUUCUAGUACUGCGAGUGCGGAUGACGCUGCUGCAACCGAUGCCACAACAAACAAAGAUGUCGCAUCCGGUAGCCAAGCAGUUACUCAGUCGGCUGACAACUUCAAGGAGCUUGAUUAUGCCCAAUUCCAAAUCAGUGAUGGAGUUGGAGGUAACGCCGAAGCACAAGCAAAUGCCGUCUUCGUCGAUCCCUUUGCUAACACCGACCUGAGCACAGUAUCUUCUGACGUCCUCGACGCGAUCAACAACAUGCGCGAAGCUGCUGAAAACGCCGAGACAGAACAAUUUGACCCAGCGAUUGAUGCUGCAAGCGGUGCUGAUGCUGAUGCGCUCCAAGUUGGAAAGAUCAAGAACAAGGUCUUGAAACUUGCUGGUGAGGUGCAAGCUAUUAAUAUCAAGAUUGCGCAGGCCCAAGCUUCGGGUGAUGAUACAUCCGACUUGGAAAGUCAACUGCAGGAAGAACAGACAAAGCUCAACACCAAUAUUGCAACGGACAAGGACAACGCAGGGAAGACGUCCAAGGGUGUCGUCUAGAUGUUCUUCGUGCGCAAGUCUACAUAUAUUUUCGUUAGUCUUGUGGGAUUUCAUUUUGGGUCAUCGUUCUGUUCUGUCUGUUUUAUAGGACUGGGAAUAAGCUCAAACGCUUGGUCAAUAUAUUGCUCUGCAUUCUUUCGCUCU